Molecule: messenger RNA, 1962 nt
Organism: Arabidopsis arenosa
Lineage: Eukaryota; Viridiplantae; Streptophyta; Magnoliopsida; Brassicales; Brassicaceae
Source: the annotation of a GenBank genome assembly
CGUUAAGUAACAACAACACAAUUCUCAAAUCUCUCUCUCUCACCAUCAAUGGCUCUCUCCAUCUCCAUCUCUCUCCUCCUCAUCUUCCUCUCUCACUUCCCCUCCUCACAUGCAGAGCCUUUCAUCGGAGUUAACUACGGCCAAGUCGCCGACAAUCUCCCUCCUCCUUCAGAAACCGCCAAGCUCCUCCAAUCCACUUCAAUUCAGAAAGUUCGACUCUACGGCGCCGAUCCCGCCAUCAUCAAAGCUUUGGCCGGAACAGGGGUUGGUAUCGUCAUCGGCGCUGCUAACGGCGACGUUCCUUCUCUCGCCACCGAUCCUAACGCCGCCACUCAAUGGAUCAACUCCAAUGUCCUUCCUUUUUAUCCCGCUUCCAAAAUCAUCCUCAUCACCGUCGGCAACGAGAUUUUGAUGUCGAACGAUCCAAAUCUGGUGAAUCAGCUACUUCCAGCGAUGCAAAAUGUCCAAAAAGCCCUUGAGGCGGUGUCUCUCGGCGGGAAAAUCAAGGUCUCGACGGUGCACUCGAUGACGGUGCUCGGUAGUUCAGACCCGCCAUCGACCGGUUCAUUUGCGGCCGGUUAUCAAACCGGUUUAAAAGGAAUUUUGCAAUUUUUAAGCGACACUGGUUCACCUUUUGCUAUUAACCCGUACCCGUUCUUUGCGUACCAAAGUGACCCGAGACCAGAAACGCUGGCGUUUUGUCUCUUUCAGCCUAACGCCGGACGGGUCGACUCCAAAACCGGAAUCAAGUACACGAACAUGUUCGAUGCUCAGGUUGAUGCAGUUCACUCGGCUUUGAAAUCGAUGGGAUUCGAAAAGGUGGAGAUCGUGGUGGCGGAAACAGGUUGGGCGUCAAGAGGGGACGCUAACGAGGUUGGAGCAAGCGUGGAUAACGCCAAAGCUUACAACGGAAACCUAAUAGCUCAUCUAAGGUCUAUGGUUGGCACACCCCUCAUGCCUGGAAAACCUGUUGACACUUACCUUUUCGCACUAUAUGAUGAGAAUCUAAAGCCUGGACCUUCUUCAGAACGGGCUUUCGGGCUUUUCAAAACUGAUCUUUCCAUGGUCUACGAUGUAGGCCUUGCCAAGAGUAGCAGUAGUAGUCAGACACCAUCAGGAAAAGUGACAUCGUCGGGGUGGUGUGUACCGAAGAAGGGUGCGACAAAUGAGGAGUUACAGGCAAGCUUGGAUUGGGCGUGCGGACAAGGAAUAGAUUGUGGUGCGAUACAGCCAGGAGGGGCUUGUUUCGAGCCAAACAAUGUGGCCUCUCACGCAGCUUAUGCCAUGAAUAUGUAUUUUCAGAAAUCUCCUAAGCAGUCUACAGACUGCGAUUUCUCUAAAACCGCAACAGUCACUUCCCAAAACCCUAGUUACAACAGUUGCGUAUAUCCGGGAGGAGGAGGAGGAGCAGCAGGAAGUAAAGCAGUAAUGAACAAGUAUGUGAGCUCAGACAAAGUAGAGAAGAAGAAUGGAGCAAUUGAUCCAAAAAUGAUCGUGUUGAUGAGCUCCGAUGGUCAGUCGUUUGAGGUCGAAGAAGCGGUAGCAGUCCAAUCGCAGACCAUAGCACAUAUGGUUGAAGACGAUUGCGCCGCUAAUGGAAUCCCUCUUGCAAACGUGACAAGCAAGACUCUUGCGAAAGUGAUCGAGUACUGCAAGAAGCACCACGUCGAUGAGGCUAACCCUAUCUCCGAAGAUGAACUCAAUAAGUGGGACACGGAGUUCUUGGAAAUCGAUCAAUCCACGAUCUUUGAUCUCAUUCUUGCUGCGAAUUACCUAAACAUCAAAAACUUGCUUGAUCUCACAUGUCAAACUAUUGCGGAUAUGAUCAAAGGCAAGAAUCCAGAAGAGAUUCGUACACUUUUCAACAUUAAGAAUGAUUUUACACCCGAGGAAGAAGAAGAGGUUCGUAGGGAGAAUCAAUGGGCUUUUGAAUGAUCGGAUGAAUCAAAAACCUAACUAGCU